Molecule: messenger RNA, 748 nt
Organism: Medioppia subpectinata
Lineage: Eukaryota; Metazoa; Arthropoda; Arachnida; Sarcoptiformes; Oppiidae
Source: the annotation of a GenBank genome assembly
CAAAAUCUGUGAUCAUUUCCUAUUCUCAUAUCAUUUUUGGUUUAUUAAGUCUUUUCAAGCAAUUGGUAAAGGAGUGAAAUUCACAAUUAAAUAAACAAUUGGACACAAAUGCAAAUAUGAAUGGAGAGAAUGAAUGUGUCAUCUGUUUGGGCGAAAUGAGUGCCGACAUGUAUCAACUAAAUUGUGGCCACAAAUAUCAUUUCGAUUGUAUCGGCCAGUGGUUCAUCACAACACCCAAUUGUCCCAUUUGUCGUCAGGCUAUCACUACGCCCACACUCAUCGCCUAUUGGGGCCGACAAUGUUUAACUCCCAUUCGCUUAUAUCUCAAUGAGUUGAGAACAGGGAACCCGACCGCCAAUUUGAUGAGCUGGUCAACACCUCAAUUGGCUUCGCACGUCCACCCGAGCUCUUCCGCACCAUUGGCCGCAAAUUUGGUAAACAAUCAAACGGUUGCCAAUAGUGAGCACAACCGCACGGCACCGGUCGGUAUGGAGCCAAACCCUCCCGUGAUUUCUGGGCCAACUGUCCGCACACAACAAGCGAAUGGCAGUCAGCGAAGCGUUGCAACUCGUCCUGAAUUUUGCUGGAAUUAUGAUUAUAUAAGAAGACACCGACCCAUGCCUUAUAUCCCACAUUCGCAUCCCAAGCCCUGGAAAUAUUGAUUGAAUCCACACUUUACCUGUAUAUUUCUUAUGAAUUUAUAAUUUGUUUGUUAAUAUAUUCUAUUAUAUAAAUUUGAUAUUAGUUU